AUGUCGAGCCUCAGUCCCUUACAGAUUAUCUUGAAAGAAAACCAAUUAACCAGUCCCAACUAUGUUGAUUGGAAAAGAAACUUGGAUAUUAUACUCACUGUACAAGAUUACAAGUUUGUUCUUAGUGAUCCAGAACCUAUACUCCCUGAACCUGAAACCACAGUAGGUGAGCAUGCAAGGUGGAAAAAGGCUAAUGAUAUGGCCAAGUGCUAUAUCAUGGUUUCUAUUUCCAAUGUAUUGCAUCACCAAUAUGAGGGCUUUGAGAAAGCUGCUGAGAUCAUUAAUGGUCUAAAAGAGAUGUUUUUUGAACACAAUCGUCCCACCAAAGCGGAAGCUACUAAAAAUCUAAUGAACACUAAGAUGCAAGAAGGAACUCCAUUCGUUUGCACAUUUCAAGUUGAAUGUCAAAAUGAAUAA
Molecule: messenger RNA, 417 nt
Organism: Papaver somniferum (opium poppy)
Lineage: Eukaryota; Viridiplantae; Streptophyta; Magnoliopsida; Ranunculales; Papaveraceae
Exons: 2
Coding region: 1-417 (138 amino acids)
Source: RefSeq, a predicted model, not a curated record